Messenger RNA from Lycium barbarum (goji berry), 1641 nucleotides. RefSeq lists its product as uncharacterized. The transcript is spliced from 4 exons. Lineage: Eukaryota; Viridiplantae; Streptophyta; Magnoliopsida; Solanales; Solanaceae. The coding region runs from base 1 to 1641 and encodes 546 amino acids. The record is from RefSeq and is a predicted model, not a curated record.
AUGGAACCUUUUCAAGAUCCUAUUGCUAUUGAAGAGUAUAGAAGGAAGUUAGGCUUUCAGAAUUGCAAGGUUACUUUGCAACUAACUCACUCAUCCUUGAAUCAAUCAGUGCUGGUGUCAGCAGUCUAUGCUAAAUGUGAUAGACAAGAGAGGGAAGAGUUGUGGGAAGAUAUGGUGGACUUAGCAAAUCAGCAAGACCUUCCUUGGAUAAUAGGAGGGGAUUUUAAUGUCAUAGUGUCUGAUGAGAAGAAGCAAGGUGGCCUUCCAGUCUCCUCCAAUGAGACUUUGGAUUUUUCUACCUGUAUACAAAGUUAUGGUUUGAUUGAUGUAGGAUUCACUAGAAGUAAAUUCACCUGGUGGAAUGGGAGGACUGAAGAAGAUUGCAUAUUCAAAAGGUUAGACAGAAUACUGGUGAAUCACAAUGCACAUCACAUUGUCAAAUCUUUUAAGUUACUUAAUUUCUGGACAAAGCAUCAUACAUUUGUGGAGGUGGUAAAGGAGAAUUGGACUGCUGAUUUCUGUAGAAAUCCAUUUUAUGUAUUUCAUCAAAUGUUAAAGAAACUUAAAAGAGCACUGGUUCAAUGGAGCAGGAACACAUAUGGAAAUAUAUUUCAGCAGAUUGCCACUAUUGAAGAUACUAUAAAGGUGAAGGAGUUGCAGUUUGAAAAUAAUGCUUCAAGGGAGAAUAGAAUGCUGUUACAUCAAGCACAGGCUGAACUAACCAGAUUUUUACACCUGGAGGAGGAGUAUUGGAAGAAGAAAGCUAGUAUGAAAUGGUUCAAUGAUGGAGACAGAAAUACAAAAUUCUUCCAUUCAUAUGUGAAGGAUAGGAGAAAUAAAUUAACUCUGAAAAGAAUACAAGAUCCUUCUGGUACAUGGCUGGAAAAUGAAGUAGAUAUUGGUUCUGAGGCAAUCAGGUUCUUUGAGUCACAAUUUAGUGAAGAAAAUUCAGGAAGGGAUUAUGCUAAUAUAUUGGCAAAGGUUCUGCCUAAUAUUAUUUCUCACAAUCAGACAGGAUUUGUGAAAGGAAGGAGCAUUGCAGAAAACAUAUUACUGGCACAGGAGAUCAUAAGAGAUAUUAACUUGAGAGCUAAACAUACUAAUGUGGUGAUCAAAUUAGACAUGGCAAAGGCAUAUGAUAGACUCUCCUGGAUUUUUUUGACUAAAGUAUUAAGACAGUUUGGGUUUGGAGAGGUUCUCAUUGAUUUAGUAUGGAGAUUGCUUUCAAACAACUGGUAUUCAGUAUUAAUCAAUGGUCAAAGUCAUGGCUUUUUCAGAUCAAGUAGGGGGGUAAAGAAAGGUGAUCCACUUUCUCCUACAUUGUUCAUUAUAGCAGCAGAGGUCUUAACAAGGAGUCUGAAUAAGUUACAAGAGAAGCCAAGUUUCAUAGGCUAUGGAAUGCCAAAAUGGAGUCCUCAAAUCAAUCAUUUAUCUUAUGCUGAUGAUACAAUCUUAUUCUGUUCUGGGGAUGGAUACUCUUUAAAGAAUAUGAUGAGGAGAUUGAGGAAUUAUGAGAAGGCUUCAGGACAGCUGGUCAAUACUGAUAAAAGUUGUUACUAUGUUCAUCACAAGGUUUCUGCCAGAGUUAAUAGCAGGAUUAAAAGACAUACUAAGAUGAGAAAUGUGUCACGACCCGUCUAG